This is a messenger RNA of Eriocheir sinensis (Chinese mitten crab), 4655 nucleotides long. RefSeq names its product venom carboxylesterase-6-like. The transcript is spliced from 12 exons. Lineage: Eukaryota; Metazoa; Arthropoda; Malacostraca; Decapoda; Varunidae. Gene Ontology annotation, molecular function: neurexin family protein binding; signaling receptor activity. The record is from RefSeq and is a predicted model, not a curated record. Gene Ontology annotation, biological process: neuron cell-cell adhesion; postsynaptic membrane assembly; synaptic vesicle endocytosis. Gene Ontology annotation, cellular component: postsynaptic membrane; synapse; cell surface. The coding region runs from base 708 to 2990 and encodes 760 amino acids.
AGUUUGUUUAUUUAGAUUCGCUUCUCAUUUUUCGUUCCUUUCUCCCUCUGUGCCCUGUGUGAUCUCUAGCGUAUACAGUGAAGAGAAGAAAACACACAAAAAACCUGAAAUACGAAACGAAAACUAACAAAACUCUUAAGCGAAAGUGACUCGGAUACAAUUGCAGAAAUUUAGCCUCCUGAAUAUACUCGCUUACCUCUUCCACACAUGCAGAGAAAGGUGAUCCCGUAAAGACGGCAUAAUAGUGUUUGCAUGUAAUCACGAGGUGUCUCCGUUUGUGGUGACAACGCCGCUUUUACGACCCCAAGGCAGAGAAUAGCGAGGGAAGAAGUGUGGACCCUGAAGUACCCUACCCCAGCGACCCCUCUCUUCCACGCCGGGGGAAGAAAUAUUAGCAGAGUGAUGCAGAAGACAAGCGAGUAUGCACCGCGCGCUUCAGAAAGAUGAGGAAGACGAUGACACUGGCCGAGAAGGAAGGAGGACUGGAGACACUUCCCUCGCAUAUUCGGCUGGAAAUGUGGUAGGAGAGUGACGGGCUGCGGGCACUUCCGAUGGCCUUCACGGUCUGUAGAUGACGGACGGAAAGUUCCAACGCUGUGGAUUGUUUGUGAAAAGUGCCACGCCAUGUUGGGGGGCACAGAGGCGUAAAAGGGAAGGAAUUUUGUGUCAAUGUGAGCCGAUGAGCGGAGAACACACCAGCACACAAGAUGAGGAACCCACUCCAUCCUGCGACCAUAGCCACCAAAGGGAACAAGAGAUCUCCGAGACGCCUUCACAUCCACCCACCACCGCCUCUUUAUCCUCCAACUUUAUCCCCCUCCUCAUCAUCUCCAAUUAUUCCCACGCUUUGUUCUCCAGCUUCUCCUCCUCCUCCUCUCGCUCCUCCUCUCCCUCCUUCUCAUUCCCAAACGAAGCAGGACACGGAAGCGCUGAAUGAGAGCCAUGAGACAUCAAUACCACGAGCACAGCAGCCAAUAACAAGGGCGGGGAGAGGAGAUUCGGCAGGCAUUCAGAGCUCACUUCCAUCCUCUCCAGCUGUACAGUCAUCCUCGUCCGCUGAGAGGGAUGAAGGUCGGGUGUUGGGCUCCUCCGCCGCCCAAACCACAGCCCCUUUAACAUCUACGAGGCUCUGGGGGCUUACGGUGAUGGUGUUAGUGCUGAUGGUGCUGAUGGAAGGAACACUCGCCCAGGAUUCCAUUAUAAGGCUUAGACAAGGGAAUGUUCAAGGGGUAAUUAGAGAAACAAACGAGCGGCAGGUGUACGCUUACCUGGGCAUACCUUACGCCAAGCCUCCCGUAGACCAGCUUAGAUUCCAGCCGCCGAUCCGUCACGAGGGCUGGACCACGACGCUCUUCGCCAACGAGUUCGGGGCGGUGUGUCCUCAGCCCUUCCUGACGGGGAUGCACACCUCCGAGGACUGCCUUACCAUCAACGUGUGGAUUCCCGAGUUGCCGCGGGGCUUCCGUCAGUACCCGGUGGUGGUGCUGAUGGAGGGAGAGCUCUUCGUCACCUCGGCGCCUUCAAGGUUCCCCGGGCAGGACCUUGCGGCCGUUGACCUGAUCGUCGUGUCCUUCAACUACCGCACCAACGCCUUCGGCUUCCUGAGCUGGGAGGACCGAGUGUUGCCGGGGAACCUUGGGCUGCGGGACCAGUCGUUGGCGCUGCAGUGGGUGGCGGAGAACGUGGACAAGUUCGGCGGUGACCUGACGAAGGUGACGCUGCUGGGGCACUCCGCAGGGGCCGCCUCCGCCGCCUACCACCUCGUCCACCCACGCAGCCAAGGACCCUUCCAGCAGAUGAUCUUGAUGUCGGGGACGCACCUGGCACCGUGGGCACUCAGCAGACAGCCUCGCGUCGCCGCUCGGAGACUCUCUAAGCAACUGGGAUGCGGUUACGUGUCCGGAUCCUCGUAUCUUCUGGGCUGCAUCAGGAAGAAGAACGCCGACCAGAUUGUACAGGCAGUGGAGAGUCUGUUCGAGGAUGGCAACCCCCACCUCCUCUUCGCGCCCGUCGUAGACACCUUCCUGCCCCCCGAGGAGCGGAUGGUGCCUCUACAGCCUCUGAGUGCCAUCCGCGAAAGUGCCAACAGGAGAAUCCCUCUUCUGUUGGGCCUCUCAGAAGACGACGGCUCCGUUAUGCUGUACCUCAAGAGGGAGAUCAACAACAUGGGGUACGACGACCUCCGCCGCUACGCCCAUGAGAUCCUGGUGCCGCUGGUGACGACGCUGGCCGGCUUUGGCACGAACGCGGAGGUGGUGAAGCGGAUGGUGGAGUACGCCUACCCGGACAAGGCGCUGCCCGGCGAUACCUUCAACCUGGUCCUCGAGAUCGUCAAGCUCUUCACGGCCGGGAUGUUCAAUGCGCCGGUGGUGAGGACGGCCGAGGAGGCGUCACGUAGGGGCCUCAACACCCACCUCUUCGUCAACACCUUCGUCAGCAGAGACAUCUACCGCUCCAACACUAACAUCUCGGGGGCCCUGCACGGCGCCGAGCUGGCCUACCUCUUCUCCCCCGCAGCCUACAGGAAGCUCUUUAACCUGCCGCUCACCUACAACGAGGAACAGUUGAGCCGCAGACUGAAGCAGAUGGUGUACAACUUCGCCAUCAGCGGGCUGCCCUACAUGGCCCAGUACUCGCCGCGCUGGGGACGCUUUACGCCGGAGUCCCCCACGUACGCCUCCCUCGAGUCUGGUCAGGUGCACUCGGCCUACCAGAUGCACCAGAUGACCCUCUGGAACCGACUGUUGCCCGAGUUGAAUGUAUUAGACCAAAGCAGUUCGGGCGGCACCACGCUCUCCACCGCCAACCCGAGCACCGGCGACCCCACGACGGAGCAGCAGAUCAUACGUCCCGGGGAUGGCGCCUCCUACCAGUCGGCGGUGUGGGUGCUGGUGGGCGUGGUGCUCGUCCUCCUCGGCGUCAUAGUUGCCUACAUCGUCUGCUCUCGGCGGCGCAAAAGGCUCAACUCCGGCACACUGCAGAGUCAAUGACAUAGGGAGACGGGGAGCGGCGAGCGGGCUGUCUACCGACGGACCCCCGGCACCGUCAGCAGCCGAGGGGGCAGCGGGCGGUCACGCCCCACCACCAUCUCCGGCGAGAUGGAGUCGCCGGAGGAGAUGGUGGAGCGGCUUCCGUCCCACAGGUUUACUCACUUCGGUUCGAUGAGGUUCGAGAGGAGAGAACCCGAUGGUUUUGAUGCGACUGACGACCUGCCGUCCAGCAUUCCGACCUUCGUGUCGCGGACCAACCCACUACUGCAGCUGUCGUCUUUGGCGGGGGAGAGGGCGUCCGCUGACCUGCGGGACGGGCCUGACUUCAGCUCUGGGCGGCGGGUCAAGCUGUCCAACUUCCCCAAGGACCAUUACUGGUUCAGGUCACAGAAAGACCGUGAGGACUCAGUGAUGGAGACGCGAGCGGAAACCAUCUAUGAUGACCGCGAUCAGGAGUCUGAUGGCGAUGAUGCCGAGCGAGAGCGACGCACCAGCGAGAUCAGAGUAGUCUUCGCCCGGACCGACGAAGCGUCUUACUCCUGAGACCCGCCGACGUUCUCCAAGCUAACUCAAAGCUUCGGGAGGCAGGUACCGCUGCUUCCUACAGGCUUUGAUCCAAGCAGUCAGUGCCACAUCGAACCUCAAGUAAACUUUCCAUGACAGCCACGAUGAAUCUCCCUUGAAGAGCGGCCGGAGAUACCGAGGCUGCUUCAGGGAGCUCAUUUGCUGCUUCUCGUCAAUAUGAACAUGAUGGUGUUGAAGUGAAGGAGUAAUUUUUUUAAUUAGUGACUUUUUUUGUAAAAAAAUAAAGCUAAGAUAUUUUAGGUAGGGGAUCUAUUUUUGUAUGUGUGUGGAGGAUGACGGUCAUGACAAACUUUCAAGAGCUGCCUUGUAUAGAUAGACCUCCUGACUUCUUCAAGACUUUAUAUUUUCGUGUUUUUGUUUUGUUUGUGUGUGUCGUGACUUAUAAUGUGGCGCAGCAUCAUGUAUAAUAUUGCAAUAUAAUUUCUAUAGCGGUGCUGUAGAAGGUGAGGUUUCUUCACGUGCUAAACGAAUGAACGCAGCCACAGUGAUCAGAGCCGCCCAGCACCUGGGAGGGAGACCCGCUGGCAGGUGUGCUCCCAGUGUGGCUGGCAAGGACUGAUAUCUCAACAUGUCGCAAAUCAUAGUGAGUGUGUGGCGGUCUCUUCUGAAGACGGAAUAAAAAUAAGAUUAAUCCACUGCCAUAUUUUCCUCCGUGAGAUUUAAGUCGUUGGAGUCAGGUUUAAACAUUAGAAUAGUCUGAAGCUCAUUGCAAAGCCCCUGAUGAGAUGAUACUUACUUCAGAAACUGAGACGUGAGAUUCUGCCCAGACUGUAAAGGUUUGCAUGUAGUUCUGUGUUGCUGUAAAGUGUGAGUUUAAUUAAGUGUAGCUAAGCUCUAAGUGCAGCUAAAUAAACUUAUUUAAGAACUUGUAAGACAUUCCUAACGCUUCUCAAUACAAAUAAAUAAAAAUAAAUGUGACUAUAUGCUGAAAUGAAAGAAAUAAGUAAAUAUAAUGAACAAAGUUAGAUUAACAGGGCCAUACCCAGGGGGGGAGGUCGACCCCUGGAAAACUGGAAAAUUUUGGUUUCCUUUUUGUUUAUAUAUCUAUUUGUCUAUAUAUAGCUCAAUAAACAGCAGGAA